AAAUGAGUGAAACACCUUCAAGCAGUUACUCAGCGAAUCAUCCAAACUCCUCCGAGGGCGAACAGAGCUUAUCUGCGCGCCAUUUCAAUGUUACUGAACCUGUUGUGGCAAAACGGAUUUGUUUCUAUAAAAGCGGAGAUCCCCAGUUCAAUGGAAUCAAAAUGGUAGUUAAUAGCAGGUCUUACAAGACAUUUGAUGCCUUGCUGGAUAGUUUGUCCAAACGGGUCCCAUUACCUUUUGGAGUAAGGAAUAUUAGUACACCAAGAGGGAGACACAGCAUCACCAAUUUGGAGGAUCUGGAAGAUGGAAAAUCCUAUAUUUGCUCUCAUCAGAGAAAAAUGAAGCCCAUCAACCUGGAACAGGCCAGCAGAAAACCACUGCCCUGGCAGAUCAGCAGGCCUGUCAGUGCUCAUGGGUUUGGCCACCGAGAAAGCAGAAUAACAACUCCCAAAAAGAUGAUUGUUUUCAAAAAUGGGGAUGUAAGACUUAGGCGCACCAUAGUUUUGGGAAAGAAAAAUACACAAACAUUUGAGGCCUUUCUGGAUUAUAUAAGUGAGUUAAUGCAAUACCCAGUUGCAAAGCUCUAUACCACUGAUGGCAGAAAGGUUCCUAAUCUUCAGGUCUUGAUAUUGUGCUCUGGAGCUGUAGUCGCAGCAGGGAGAGAGCCUUUUAAACCAAACAAUUAUGAAUCUCUUGGGUAUUUGAGACCUGCUAAACUCCUUGGAACUGGAAAUCGUGUGUACCCAAAAGCAAAUGCCAAGUCAGAAAGUGAAAAGAGUAAGAAAUGGAACGUGUCAGUCCUCACCAGUGAUGUGCCAUCCGCAGGAACAAGCUCAAGGGUUUAUAUUACAUUGUAUGGGGAUCGUGGCAGUUCAGGUCCUAUUUUUCUUGAUGGAGAGAAGGGAAAAUUAUUUCAGAGAGGCAAUGAAGACAUCUUCACAGUCAAUACUAGGAACAUAGGACAGCUCUACAAAAUUCGUAUAGGACAUACAAAUGCAGGAAACUCCCCUGCCUGGCACUGCAAAGAGGUGCAGUUGCUGAACCUUUUCUCAGGGGAGCAGUUCUCUUUCCCUGCACAUCGAUGGCUGGCCAAGGACCAGUCUGAUGGGGAAAUAUCUGUGGAGCUUCCUGUUUUACAGCAGGGUCAGCCUAUUCUUCCAGUGACUGUCUACAAAGUGCAUGUGACAACUGGAGACCUGUGGAAUGCUGGAACUGAGUCUGAUGUCUAUAUUUCUGUCUAUGGAGAAAGAGGUGAUACAGGAUCAAGACAGCUGCUCAGGUCACAGAAACCCAAGAAAUUUUUAAAAGGACAAACUGACAUCUUUGCUGUUGAAGCUGUGCACCUUGGAUGUUUGUACAAGAUUGUUAUAGGACACAAUGGGCUUGGAUCAGGAAAUGGAUGGUUUCUGGACAAAGUUGUAAUCAAGGAUCCUAUAACAGAUUUGGAUUAUACUUUUCUUUGUCACAGGUGGCUGGAUCAGGGACAGGAUGAUGGCAAUAUUUCUAGAGAACUGCCUGUGACAGAUGCCAGCAUGCUUCCAGGAAGACAAGAGCUGAAACUCAAGAGAGAAAAAGCUUGGGCUGCAGAAAAAUGGAAAUUUCGGAAAGGCAUUACACUUCAAUUUUACAACAGGGUCACCUGUGGCUUCAUUUGCCUCUACCCAGAUAGCAGAGUUGAUGCUCUUGGUGACAAGAAAAAUAAAUACGGUCUUUUUGAUGUAAAUGUCAAAAGGAGAAAUAUAUGUAUAUUCAGCAGUCAUCAAAUGCCAUCUCUUGCUCUUGCUCUUGUCAGUGGCCGUGUAACUGGAAAGGUAAGAAAUGCUGCCUGCUGUGAGCUCCAUGUUCACGUUCAACCAAACAGCCGUGCCAUUCUCGAGUCAGCCAGCUACCCAGGUCACACUGUGGCUUUCAAUCUCCAAGGCAAAGUAGCUGAUGAAGCAACGGGAUACGCUGGGCUUUCCAAAGAAUUUGUUGUGCAUGUCAAGGGUGUGUUUCAUCAUGGUGCCAUCAUUCUGCUCAACACAAGUCUCUGCCAGGCUCUGUCCCUUAGACCUGAUGGGAGCUGCAGUGGAGCAGGUCAGCAGCAGCAGGAAUCCUACUGGAAGGUGCAUAAAAUCAGCUCUGGACUCUGCAUGUUUGAAAGUGUGAACAAACCAAGAAUGUAUCUGAAGAUCAAAGAUGACCAGUGUGAUGGAACAGGCAAGGGUGAUGAAUACUGUCAUUUUAAAAUUGAGAAGAAUUUGGAAACUGGAUCUGUGAGUCUGGAAUCAGUGCAAAAUAAAGGGAUAUAUGUUGGUCUUCUGCCAGAUGGCCAAACUAAACCAGUUGUUAACACUGGAGAGAGAAAUAUCUUUUUCUACCCACAGGUCAUCAAAUUUGGCCGGGAAAAGCCUAUGGGAACAUCUGCAGCACCCAAACAAGAGAAGAAAGACUUCAGAGAAUCUCAAAUCCAAUCAGCAGAAGCCCUGGAGCCAGUACCUCGAAGGCUUUCAACUCCCCCACCUUCAAAGGAAAUGAGAAAUCCCCAAGGUGGUGAGCAUCCCCUUCCUUCGGAUGAUGAAUGGAAAGUGUCAAUACUGACAGGAAAUGCAGGAACUGAAGCAAGUGUCGCUCUUUGGAUAUAUGGAGACAGAGGAUUAACUGGACCAAUAACUCUUGGCAAGGACAGCAGAAAGCAGCUGUUUUUUCCCAUGCAGGAAGAUGAAUUUCAGGUUAAAAUAAACAGCAUUGGGAAUAUCUACAAGAUAAGAAUUGAACUUGAUGGCCUACCAAAUGAGCAACCUGAGUGGAACUUGCAGCGGGUGAUACUGCCACAUCUAAAGAGCAAGAAAACACUGAAUUUUCCAGCAAACACAUGGUUAUCAAAGAAUUAUCAUGAUAGAAAACUUCUGUGUGAACUUCCUGUAGUGGAAGCUGGAAAACCUAUCUAUCCAAUUGUUUUAUACCAUGUUUAUGUCCACACCGGUGACUUGGAGCAAGCUGAUACAGACUGUGCAGUUUAUUUGUGUAUCUAUGGAAAAAGAGGAGAUUCUGGUCUAAGACUUCUGCAUAAAACUGGUACACCAGCGCCAUUUCAGAGAGGAAUGGUCAGUGUUUUUGAAGUGGAAGCUGUAUCCCUUGGGCAGCUGCAGAAGGUGCUGUUGUGCUGUGAGGCCACUACCAAGUCCCAGCAUUGGUACUGCGAUAAAGUCAUUGUCAGAGAAGCCGAGAGCAACUCGGAAUAUGUUUUCAAUUGUGAGAGGUGGCUUCCAUUUACGUCGCAAGGUAUAACCCAUUCAGAAAUUGAACUGUACCCUCAAGAGUUUAAAAAAAAUCAGCAGCUGAAAAUGCAAGAAGCCAAUGAAGGAGACUGGAAGAUAACUGUAGUCACUGGGGAUUUUGAAACAGCUGGCACAACAGCAACAGUAUUCCUUUAUGCUUAUGGAGAAAACAAAGCUUCUGGUCCUAUUAUUUUGGGAUCUGGGAAACAGCAGCUGUUCAAUCCCAACAGUAAAGAUACAUUUAAGAUCAAUCUCAGAGAUCUUGGGCAAGUAUAUAAAAUCCGCAUUGGCCAUGACAACUCUGGAAAUGAUCCCAGCUGGUACCUGGAGCAAGUCAGGCUUGAAAGAGUAGUCCCUGUUUCUGCUGAAGAGAUUUGUCUCCCCAUAGAGAGCUGGCUUUCUGAAGACAAGGAUGAAGGUGAUACAUGGAGAGAAGUGGCAAUAAGAAACCCUGCAGAGGAGCUUUUGCCAUUGUUGGUGUAUGAGGUCCAUGUAUACACUGGUGCUAAAGUUGGUGCUGAAACAGAUUCCAAUGUUUAUAUCAACCUCAUUGGGACAAGAGGAGAUGCUGGCAAAAGGAAGCUCCAUAGGUCUAAGAAUAAUAAAAUUAAGUUUCGACAUGGACAGAUGGAUAUUUUCUGCAUAAAAGCUGUCUCACUGGGAGACUUGGAGAGAGUUCUGAUUAGCCAUGAUGGAACUGGUCCAGGCAGUGGAUGGUUCCUGGAUAAGAUUGUCAUCAAAUAUAAAGAAGGAGAGGAAGCUCACGAGGUUGUAUUUCCUUGUAAUAGAUGGUUAGAUGAAUAUCAAGAUGAUGGGAAAACAGAGAGGGAGCUAACUGCCAAUACACAAUGGUGGAGAGUGUGGGUUAAAACAGAUGGAGAUUCCCCAGAGCCACAGGAAUGUAAAAGGACCCUUGUGAUUUAUGGCUCAAAGGGCAAAAGUGAUGAGCUUCUGCUUUCUCCACAAACCCCAGGAUAUGUGUGCUUUCUCCCCAGAGCAACUGAUGAAUUCAUUGUUGAGACUGGAGAUCUGGGAGAUGUAUACAAGAUUCGAGUCAGCUGUGAUGAUGUGCCAGGCUUUCAAGGCUGGCAUCUGAAGUCUUUUCACUUACAAGAGUUGCAUACGAAACAAGAACUGAACUUUGAGUGUAACUGCUGGCUCUCUCUUAAGAGAGGGAAUAAGGAGCUGGUAAAAGAAUUCCCCACAGUCACCGAGGACCAGAAAACUUUACCAGUAUCAGAAUAUAGCUUGUAUUUAAUCAGCUUUAAUUAUUUUUUUUUUUUAUUUUCUUUUUGUACAGUCUAUAAGUAUGUUGUUUCUGUGCAUAUUGGUGACCGCUGGGGAGCAGGGACUUUUGCAAAUGUUUAUAUCACUCUCUAUGGCAAAAGAGGGGACACAGGUGUGAGGAAACUUCAUACAUCUCUAACGAAAGGAAGAAAAUUUCAGAGAAAUAAGGUAAUGGCUCCAUACUGCAGUAAAUGUACAGGGGUUAGAACUGCAUUAAGUGUGGAUUCAUUUUUGGUGGAAGCUGUUUCCCUGAGUCAUUUGCAAAAAGUGGUCAUAGGACAUGAUGGAGAAGGCUAUGGAGCAGGGAUGUACCUCAAGAUGGUAACAGUCAAGGAAUCACAAGAUUCAGACAAAGAAUGGGUCUUUCCACUGUGGAAUUGGCUUGAUACUCAUCUGGGUUUAUGUGAGACUGUUUGUGAGAUUGUAACAGUUGGUAGAAGGUCGACUCUUAGUCCUAAACUGCCUGAAAUCAACAUGAAGUCAUCAGGUUUCUGGAUGAUGGAUAUCACUGGAUCUGACUUAAUUGCUGAAGAGGAUCCAAUAUGCCUUUCUUUUAUCUUCUACAGCAACCUGAGUCACAAAAAGUUGCCACUUCAAGUCACAGGAAAAGCAACUCAGAUCAAAGAUGAACUGGCAGAUAUUGGCUCAAUAUACAAAGUUCAGGUAACUGGCCCACACAGUGAGCUAAAACAGCCAUGGCACUUAGAUUCACUGCAUAUGAAGCACACAGGCACAAAGGAAGAGAUGUAUUUAGCUUUUGACUGCUGGUUCAACCCUAAGGAAGACAAAUGUGUGGAGCUGCCAGCUCUCUAUGCAGAUCAAGACCCUUUGCCUGUUGUGGACUAUGAGAUCCAUUUGCACACAGGAGACUUGAAGAAGGCAGAUGCCACUGGAGAGGUUUAUCUUCGUAUACAAGGAGAAAAAUGCGACUCAGGGAAGAGAUGGCUUAACUCAAAAAACAGCCUGAUAAUUUUCGCUAGAGGGCAGGUGGAUAUUUUCAAAAUCAAAUCUGUAUACCUUGGCAAGUUGAAUCAAGUUUGUGUUGGAUUUAAAAGUCUAAGAAAAGUUUUGGAAAAAAUUCUUAUAAAAGAAGUCUUCUACCCUUUUUCUACACAUGUUUUUUUUCACGAUGGAUGGAUCAAUAAACGCUCCAAGGAAGAUUUUGUAGAAGUCGCAAUUCCGCUCAAAGAAACAUCUGUGACAUCUCUUCCCAUGAAAAAUUUAGAUACAAAAAGUAGAGGACGAUGGCAAACAUGGUUGCACUGCACACAAGUACCAGAAGAUGUUCCUAACAUUGAAAUUGUUGCAUUUGGAAGAAAAGGGAAAUCACCUACACAGAAAGUUCAAAAUCUAAAUGAUACUCCCUUUUUGUUGACUGUUGGUGAUAUUGGAGAUAUAACAAAAGUCUCCUUUGUGUUAUGUGGUCCAUCCUUGAGAAGAGGAAUUAAACUUCACAAGCUUCAGCUAAAAGACUUGGACACUAAACAAGAGUUGAGCUUUCACACUGAAGCCUCAUAUCUGUUUGGAGAAGAUGGAUCUGAGACCGUGGCAGAGCUUGCUGUGGUCAGACCAGACCAGCCACCACUCAGGGAAGUCCUUUACAUCAUCAAUGUCCAUACAGGAACACUGCCUGCAUCAGGAACAGAUGCAAAUGUAUUUAUCACAGUAUUUGGAGAGAGGGGAGAUUCCUGCAAAAGGAGACUAGGGCACUCACAUUUUGAAAGAGGGCAGGUUUGUAUCUCUGAAAUUAGAGCAGUAAACCUUGGACAGUUAAGCAAAGUGCUUGUUGAGCACCAUAAUGUGGGUUAUGGAGCUGGAUGGUACCUUGACCAAGUUGUCAUCCAUGAAUCAGGCAAGACUGAAGAACAAUAUGUAUUUCUUUGCCAGCAAUGGUUAGACAGUGGAGUUGGCGAUGCACAGAUGGAACGAACAUUGAAGCUUCUCGGAAAAAUCAGGAAUGGAGUAUUGACAGGAAAGAUUUAUGGGACUUGGGAUAUCCACGUCACAACUAGUGAUAUUUCUUCUAGUUCCAUGAACCCUAGAAUGUCUCUAACAGUAUGUGGUGAAAAAGGAACUUGUACUUCAGUCAUAUUCCCCAAAGGAUCCCUUAAAAAAGAGCAGAUUUAUGAGACUUCUAUUGAACUGAGUAAGAAAUUUAAUACUAUAUUCAAAGUUCGCCUUGAAAUUGAAGAAGCUGGAGAAGGAGAGACUUGGCAUUGCUGUGAGGUAAAGCUUCAACACAGAGAAACUAAAAAUGUUCUAGAAUUCCCUUUUUGUCAUAACUUUGCCGAUGAAGAAGGAGGAAGAGUGACUGAACUUCCAGUUCUUACAGCUGGGUCUCCUUUUCCAGCAGUGAAAAUCUAUGUUCUCUACAUCACCACGGGAGCUAUCCCUGGGUCAGGAACAGAUGCAGAUGUGCAUGUCAUGCUGCAAGGUUCCUUGGGAGAUACUGGCAGAAGAAAGUUAAUUAGAAAAGGAGAUGAAGCUUUCACUAAAGGAAAGGUGGAUAUUUUUCAAGUGGAGGCAGUAGAUAUUGGUAUUCUGCACAGGAUGGUUGUUGAAAAAGGGAGAGGCUCUGACUGGCUUCUGGAGAAGAUUAUUGUGAAAGAGUCAGCAUCUUCAGGGACAGAAACACUGUUUAUGGCUCAAACAUGGCUUAAAGAUAGACGUGAUGGAAAAAGAUCUGCCUCAGUAACUCUGGAUGCCACAGAAGUUCAGGAGAGGAGGAGUACAUCUGCCUGGCCUUUAGGAAGAGAGCAAAUGAAUUCAGAAGGCAGAUGGAGGAUUUAUUUCACAAAGCAUCAAGAAGAAACAAAAUCAGAAUCUGAAAAGUUGUCAGAAAAUAUAUCCAAGAUGGUUAUGGUUUUUUAUGGAAGCAACGGCAAGUCAAAUCCAGUUACCAUGGAAAACAAAGUGGAACAUCAGACUGAGAACCAAAUAACAUAUGAUAUACAUUUACCAUCUGAUUUGGGAAUGCUUUAUAAAGUGCGGCUUGGUCUCCAGAGUUUGGAAAACAACAUAUCCCAGUUGUCUCUUCGUCACUUUAAAAUACAGAACACAUCAACCCUGGAUACCUUUAGUCUCACCAUAAAUAAAACACUUCCUCUUUCUCCUAAUGGAGACAGAUGGAUUGAAUUCCCUAUACAGUGGCCAUUAAAAGAAGCACUUUCUGUGGUUACAUAUCAUCUAACAGUAUUUUCAAGAAAUAUUUUGAAUGAGAGAAAUUUAGUGCAUAUGACUGCAUGCUUAUAUGGUACUCAUGGUGACACAGGAGACAGAUCCCUUCUCCAGUCAUUGCAGAAUGUACAGCAGGGAGAGAAAAAUGAGUCACUUCUAGUUAUCGUGGAUGCUGUUGACUUGGGAGAACUGGAGAAAAUUGUUCUUUUGAUUAGCAGUAAAACAGACUGCAAAUUGGACAUCAAAAAACUGCAUGUGCAAGACGCUGCAAAGGAGCAUCCUAUCUAUGUAUUUGAAGUGAAUGAAGAAUUUUUUGUGAAUGCAAAUAAGCCCAAAAUACAGAGAGAAAUUCCAAGAUCUUUUGUUAUUAGAGGAGAGAAACAAAAGAAUGACAUGGAUAAUAACUUGAAUGAAGAAGGAAGUAAAGUAAAAAAUUUGACAGAGUAUACUAUUAAAGUGUAUACAGGUGACAAAAGGGGAGCAGGGACUGAUGCCAAUGUACACAUUAUUUUAUUUGGGAAUGAGGAGAAAUCUGAGGUAUUUCCACUCUCUCAGUCACUGGAGCAUCAGAACCCCUUUGAAAGAGGAAAGGUUGAUACCUUCAAGAUUAAGACAAAAAAAUUAGGCAGCCUACGUUCAAUUGAAAUUGGCCACGAUGGGAAAGGAUUUGCAAGUGGCUGGUUUCUAGAAAAAGUGGAAAUCACAGAUGCAGCUAGGAAUUCAAUGCAUUGCUUUAACUGUAACAGGUGGCUCUCUGAAGAUGAAAAUGAUGGCCUCACCAUUGUGCAGCUUUAUCCACAGAUGCUUGAUUUCUGAUUCUUUCUGAGUGUGAUGCUUCUCCAAAUCCAUGCUGAUUUGAUUUACUUGUCUUUUGUAAUUCUGAAGGCAUUGUAAUUAUUGUGAAGAAAAGUCAAAACAAUGUAUUAAAAACAUCACAGUAAAUUUAAUAUAUCUAAUGUGAACACAGAAUUCUGAUCCUAUUAUAGAUGCUCAAAAACUUUGCAUGACAGAAAUUUUGGUAUCAGAAACUUAAAUCUGUAACAUGGCUCUGUGGACUUGAACUGAGCAAUCAUAAUUGUAGUAUGUAGUUACAUAUGUAGUAACAUACUCAAAUAUUUGUUUUUCAGUAAUGAUUUGUGGGUAAGCUAAAUUUAGCUAAUUUCAAAUCUAUCAGUAUGUAUUUAUUUGAUGAAUUUUUUUCAUUUUCAUCAUUUAUUAAAGUUUAGAUAUUUAAAAAAUAAUUGUCCAAACAAACUGCAACACCCUUCAGCCUUACUAUAUAUUGCUUCUCUUAAGACCAUAACAGAGAGUAAGAAAGAUAUUGUUAUUCAGAAGUUCACCCUGUGUUGGUAAGCCUGUCGCUGACAUUCGGUUGUAAAAUCUUGUAGCUGAGCCAGAACCUCAGCUGAGAAUCUUUAGAUCCAAAGGGUCUCUUAAGAGAGGCUGUUAUCAGUAACGCUGCAAUAGCUUAGGCAGGCUUAGGCAGCUCCCUGCUCAGCUUGAUGAUUUUUGCAGUGCCUUUCCUUAGCUAUCAAACCAGCUUUCCAGUGCUACAUGUGUGAAUGUCUUCAUGUCAAAGAAAAGCAACAAAAAAAGGUCAAAAUAUUUUUCGCAAAUGCACAUUAAAAAAUAUGUAUUUAGCUAAAAAUGCACAAAUUAAUGUUUGAUUCGGUAGGCUUUGAUAUUGCCAGAAUUGACUUAGGAAGGAUUUAGAAUACAGACAAGUCUGAAAUGUAAUCAGGACUUGCACACCACCUGAAGUUUCAUGUGUGUGACCAAAAUACAAAUAUUUUAUAUAAGCUAUGUAAAGCAUCCCUCUCUUAAUCAAGGACUUCACCUUUUGUACCUCCAAAAUCUAAAAUCUUUCUGAAGAGCUGCAUUUUAGACUUGUUUCACUCUCAAGCUAUUACCAUGUUCCGUAGCAGCAAUGGGCUCUCUAUAAUUAUAAGAAAUAAAUGAGUUUGUAAUCC
Messenger RNA from Taeniopygia guttata (zebra finch), 9694 nucleotides. The record is from RefSeq and is a predicted model, not a curated record. Lineage: Eukaryota; Metazoa; Chordata; Aves; Passeriformes; Estrildidae.